Messenger RNA from Microthlaspi erraticum, 1119 nucleotides. NCBI's taxonomy places the organism in Eukaryota, Viridiplantae, Streptophyta, Magnoliopsida, Brassicales, Brassicaceae. The record is from the annotation of a GenBank genome assembly.
AUGAAAAGGUUAGAAGAAAGGAGACAAUCGGGAACAAUUGAUAGUAUCAAUUCUCUUCAUGUGGAUCUGAUGAUAGAGAUCCUUACGAAGCUGCCUCCAGGAUCUGUGUCAAAGCUCAUCUGCGUUUCAAAACUGUGGUCAUCUAUUAUCCAAGGAAAGCAUUUCAGUGACUUGUAUCUGACUCGAUCUUCGACUCGGCCGCUUCUUCUUGGCCUCUUAUACCUUCCUGCCACGCGGCUCUAUCAGUACUCUUUCUCUCAGGAGAAUCCAUCUUCUGAUCAUAGUGUUUCUCCGAAAAUGAUUCCAGGGUAUCCAAUUUCUCCACCGGUCCAUGGCUUGAUCUGCUCUAUAGAUGUUGAUGCUGAUGUGUUUGUUGCCAAUCCUACCAUGGGUCAGUUCUUAACUCUACCUAGAAUAAACAGUUUGCACUCAAGCUUGUUUGGAUAUGAUCCGGUUAAUGAUCUAUACAAAGUCUUUUCCAUGACAAGAGUUACUGACAAACAUGGACACUUGGUCAGUGUUGACCAUUAUGUUUUCACUCUAGGAGCUCAAAAAACAUGGAGAAUGAUCGAAUGUAAGUGUCCCCAUUACCCUGUAACUCUAGGUGGUAUAUGCAAGGAUGGGGUUGUUUAUUAUUUAGCUCGGUCUAAGUCUUACAGUCCUCACAACGGAUCUUACGUAGUAGUGAGCCUUGAUAUAAGAUCUGAAGAGUUUAGUCUUAUGACAUUACCUGAUUGUGUCAGAAUCGAACCAUUUGAUGAGUUUAGUUUGGUGAGCUACAACGGAAAGAUAGCCUUAGUAAAUCAUUCAAGAAACGGUAAAUUCGACUUGUGGGUUCUAAUGGAUGUCAUUAAACAAGAAUGGACAAAAAUAUCUGUAUUGGUUCGGUGUUGGAAAGAUUUGGUUGGGAAUAGAGUAUAUUGCAGGGGUACUAUUAGUACCGGAGAGCUAUUAUUUGAACCAUGUAAUUUCCAUGACAAGUUAUUUAUUAUCUAUUACAAUCCCAAAGAAGACAAGGCUCGAAGAGUUUACUUUGAAAAAAGUGGAGAUGGCUGUAUUCGUUGCAGAAUGUUCGUGGAUCAUAUAGAGAGUCUUAUGUUUCUUCCAUGGAAAGUUUAA